Molecule: messenger RNA, 663 nt
Organism: Clarias gariepinus (North African catfish)
Lineage: Eukaryota; Metazoa; Chordata; Actinopteri; Siluriformes; Clariidae
Gene: apoda.1
Product: apolipoprotein Da, duplicate 1
Exons: 4
Coding region: 1-567 (188 amino acids)
Biological process (GO): brain development; lipid transport; tissue regeneration
Molecular function (GO): lipid binding
Source: RefSeq, a predicted model, not a curated record
AUGGAGGUACAGGUGUGUUUUGCGCUCUCACUGAUCGCUUUGCUGGGCGUCGCCGAUGCUCAGGUUCCUCACUGGGGGGCGUGUCCCGAACCGAGCACUCAGCCCGCCUUCAACCUCAAACGGUUUAUGGGUCGCUGGUUCGAGGUGGCGAGGCUCCCGGCGCAAUUUGAGAAGGGCCGAUGUAUCGAGACGAACUUCACACUGACUUCUGAGAGCUCGGCUCUGGUCCAGAGCUCCGAGGUCCUAAAAGGUGAAGUGAAGAGGAUCGAAGGAACCGCUGUGGUCGAUGACCAGAAGAACCCGGCUAAACUGGGCAUCAGCUUUUCCUACGUUCUUCCCUACACUCCGUACUGGGUUCUCUACACGGAUUACGUCAGCUCGGCCGUAGUCUACUCCUGCACUGAUGUUCUCAGGAUCUUCCACGUGGACUUGGCCUGGGUUCUGGGACGCAGCCGACGUCUCCCCGAGUCCACCGUCCUGCGCGCCAAGCAGAUCCUCAUGGAGAACCGCAUCGACGUGAGCCGCAUGAUCGCCAGCCCGCAGGAGGACUGCGACCGAGCCGUGUAGACCCGGGCCGUGUUUCAGUCCUCUCUGUAGUUCAGGUUCCCUCAUCCUGGUCCGUUUAUUACACAUCUGUAUCUGUAACCAUGAUUCUAGAACUAC